Messenger RNA from Suillus clintonianus, 1425 nucleotides. RefSeq lists its product as uncharacterized. The transcript has 6 exons. Lineage: Eukaryota; Fungi; Basidiomycota; Agaricomycetes; Boletales; Suillaceae. The record is from RefSeq and is a predicted model, not a curated record. Bases 190 to 1290 code for a protein of 366 amino acids.
UGCCAUCAGGGAUGCAAGUGUUUGUGCCCUGAUACUUCUGUGUCCCUACUCACCAGAACCGUAGCUCGAACACUGGGUGUUCCCAGCCAUCAGAACUUCACGUACAGGAAAGCACCCCCAACUUGAAUGUUGUAUCAGACGGCGAUUUAGCUCCGUAAGUCCCUAUCAAUUUCGAUAUCAAAUAAGCUUAUGUGUUGUCUCAGCGAGGGGGAGAAGGAUAUGGCGGAGAAGGACGUGGUGGAGAAGGACGUGGGGGAGCAGGACGUGGUGGAGAAGGACGUGGACGUGGUGGAGAAGGACGUGGACGUGGUGGAGAAGGACCAGCCAACUCUAAGCGAAUUAGCAAGUGUCAUGAAACAAGUAUUGGAUGUUCUCCAGGACUCCACGAUUGCGUCGAAGAGCGGCAAGGACCAUCGAUCUCGUUUCUGGGGGGUGUACAAGAGAGUCGCGGAGGAGCACGACGGCGAGUUCCUUGAGCGAUACACCAGUGACAUGGACAUUGUUUUGGUCUUUUCUGGUCUUUUCUCUGCUGUCAGCACGUCUUUUAUUGUGGCAAUGGAGUCCAAUCUCAAUCCCAACCCCAGCGACACGACGAAUGCUCUUCUCACACAACUUGUACAAAUCGGACUCGGGAACCUCACUGUAGCUGGUACUGCGGCCGCAGCACCAGGAUCUACGUGGUCGCCGUCGCCGACGACUGUAUGGAUCCAAAUGAUCGCAUACGCAAGCUUGUCUAUGAGCUUGCUCGCUGCUUUCGGGGCCGUACUAGGCAAACAGUGGCUCGGGUACUACAAGUCGAACAGAUAUGGCCGCGGCUCGCAAGAGGAACGAGGAAAGCGCAGGCAAGAGACGUUCGAUGGCAUCAUCACAUGGUAUUUUGAUGCUGUUGUGCAAUCCUUUCCGGUCUUACUUCAGAUCUCCCUUCUUCUGUUUGGGAUCGCGCUCGGGGCCAAUUUGUGGACCCAGCAGCCGAGCAUUGCCUGGGUCAUCAUUGCCACCACGACCUUCGGAUUUCUGUUCUAUUCGCUGACCGUGAUGGCAUGUUUGAUAUCUCCCGCCUGUCCAUUUCAAACGCCGAUAUCGACGAUAUUGCGCAUGUUGCGCAUCGACAAAGUUUUACUCCUAAUAUUCACACCAGCCUCCAGGUAUAUCCAGCAGCUCAUGAUGUCAGCGCAUGGUGAGCUUUAUUGUCUUACGUGUCCACAGGUUUUUACCAUUCCUUGUCAGGUGUGCUGCGGCGAUUGUUUGGCAUCGUCAGAUCGAGAUGGACCCGAUUGUCUGAAGCAUUGAGAGGCCCUAUACGUGCGGUCGGCGCAUUUGCAUGGAGUUCUGUUCUGCAGGUGGUGGACUCGGAAAGACAACCGCUCGACCAAAACCUGGACAUUUUGGCGGAGAAUCAAUGCACCCUCGCUCUCGACCUCCCUG